Messenger RNA from Notechis scutatus (mainland tiger snake), 2372 nucleotides. Its product is annotated as acyl-CoA 6-desaturase-like. The record is from RefSeq and is a predicted model, not a curated record. Lineage: Eukaryota; Metazoa; Chordata; Lepidosauria; Squamata; Elapidae. Gene Ontology annotation, biological process: lipid metabolic process. Gene Ontology annotation, molecular function: oxidoreductase activity, acting on paired donors, with oxidation of a pair of donors resulting in the reduction of molecular oxygen to two molecules of water. Gene Ontology annotation, cellular component: membrane.
CGAGGAGGACAAAGAGACCGAAGCGCCCAUGGGGAAAGGCGGGGAGCAAGGCGAAGAAUGCGGCGAACGGGAGGCGCCGAUUCCCGCGUACACCUGGGAGGAGAUCCAGAAGCACAACCUGCGCACGGACAAGUGGUUGGUGAUCGAGCGAAAGGUGUACAAUAUCACCCAGUGGGUUAAAAGGCACCCGGGGGGAAUCCGCGUGAUCAGUCACUACGCCGGCGAAGAUGCCACGGAUGCAUUUCGGGCCUUUCAUCCAGAUAUCACCUUUGCAAAGAAGUUUCUUAAGCCAUUAUUAAUCGGAGAACUUGCUCCAGGAGAACCCAGCCAAGAUAGAGGAAAGAAUCCUCAGCUAGUAGAAGAUUUUCGUGCCCUGAGAAAGACAGCAGAGGACAUGAAGCUAUUCAAAUCCAAUCCUAUAUUUUUCUCCCUUUAUUUGAUUCACAUCAUUGUGAUGGAAGUUUUGGCUUGGUUAAUGGUAUCAUACUGUGGGACAAGUUGGAGCAUAACCUUUGUCCUUUCCAUCAUCCUCACAGUCUCUCAGGCCCAGGCUGGGUGGUUGCAGCAUGACUUUGGACAUCUCUCUGUAUUUCAGAAGUCUGUAUGGAACCAUAUAGUUCAUAAGUUUGUGAUUGGUCACUUGAAGGGUGCUUCAGCAAAUUGGUGGAAUCACCGGCACUUUCAGCACCAUGCAAAGCCAAACAUCUUUAAGAAAGACCCAGAUGUGAACAUGCUGCAUCUCUUUGUCUUGGGAGAUACCCAACCUGUGGAGUAUGGAAAGAAGAAGCUGAAAUACUUCCCUUAUAAUCAUCAACAUGAAUACUUUUUUUUGAUUUUCCCACCUCUCCUUAUUCCAGUCUAUUUCCAAAUGCAAAUCUUCACAACAAUGUUCAAACACAAGUUCUGGGUGGACCUGGCAUGGGCCUUCAGCUACUAUGUACGCUACUUUAUCACCUACAUCCCAUUUUAUGGAUUUCUUGGGUCCCUGCUUCUCCUCACCUUUGUCAGGUUUAUGGAAAGCCAUUGGUUUGUUUGGGUUACUCAGAUGAAUCAUAUUCCAAUGGAAAUUGACAGAGAGAAGCACAGAGACUGGCUCAGCUCCCAGCUGGUAGCUACUUGCAAUAUUGAGCAGUCUUUUUUCAAUGACUGGUUCAGUGGACAUCUGAACUUUCAAAUAGAGCACCAUUUGUUUCCCACAAUGCCACGCCACAACUACCACAAGAUAGCACCGUUGGUAAAGUCCCUGUGUGCCAAGUAUGAAGUUCCUUAUGAAGAAAAACCUCUUCUGAGAGCAUUUGCAGACAUUGUUGGAUCCCUAAAGAAAUCUGGAGCGCUGUGGUUGGAUGCUUACCUCCAUAAAUGAAGCUGGAUUUCGGUGAAGAGAAUGACUUAGCAAAGGGGAGGGCUGGGGAAAGGGGUAAUGUGUAUUCUUCUUGUCUGAUUUCAGUCUGUAUGUGUACACACAUUUGGAAAGAAGUUUCCUGUACUGUAUUGUCAAACUGAAGUUGAGGCAGAUUGAGGGAACCUAUUUUAAAUCAGAAGGCAUUUUAGAUGUGUCAGAUACUGGGGGGAGAAAGAGAGAGAAAAGAUUCAACAAAGGGUAGCUCAGAAGGUUAGGACCUUUUAAAGAGAAGAGAUAAAGGUGUGAAAGAAGGAGCAAGUUGAUCUUUGUAUCUUCUAAGUCUUGCUGUUGUAGUUCCAACUUUGUCUCUUAUCCCAGGGAUUUUCAAAUUUCUUCAGGAUUGGAACCUUCAAUUGAAAACAACAAUUCAGAACCCAAUUAAAUUUAAACAAAGCAAUGACUCAUCAUUAAUACUAAUAUCCUCCCCAACGGGGUUGGAGUUUUUGAAUGUCAGCCAAACAGCCCCACCCUUUCCAUUGUAUCAUGGAAAAAUUGCUGCAGACAGGUUUAAGUGGAUCUUUUUCUUGCUCUUAGUCUCUUGUGAAACUCCAGGGUUUUAUAAAACACAGUUUGAAAAAAGCUACAGAGGUGAUUGGGUUACAUAGAGUCCAGCUAUCCAUUGGAUCUACAUUAAAUACAGGAAGCUUAGUUGGUUCCUUCAAAGAAUCAACUGUAAACAAACACAUUUAAGGAUUAUCCUCCUUAAUAAUGGUCACACAAGAGAGGAGGAAAGGGUGAGAUACAUUUAAUUCAGAGAAUAAUAUCUAAAAUAUCAGGUAAAACAAUUUGCAUUCCAUCCCACAUAUUGAUUUUUUAAAUUUGAUUUAAGAUCAAGUAACUAAGCAUUAUCAGACAUCUAAUGGAACAGUUCUCCUUUUCCAAAAUCAUCAGGUGAAAAUGCUUAAAUUCUCUUUUUAAAAAAUCAAAUAAGAAGCAUUGUCUCGUCAAAUGAAGCUUCUGUUCUCAGUUU